UGGCAAGUGUAAUUUCUACGAAAAACAAGUGAAUGUGUUGAGUGAAUAGAAACAGAUUAGGGACUAUUAAUACUGUGGAAGAUAUUUAAAUCGAUCAACUAUACGAUCCCGUUCGACUGCACUAAAAUUUUCACCAGACAAUAAACAAAAUCAGUCACAAUUAUGAUUCCAUUAGUAAGAAUUUUAUCAAAGCGUCAAUGGACUUUAGCAUGUCGAACAUAUGCAACAAGUGGGAAACUUGUCGAGGCCACUGUGAAUGAAAAAUCUGGUAUAAGCACCAUAUCGAUGGCAAGACCACCUGUAAAUGGGCUGAAUUUUGAUUUAUUAACCGAAUUGAAAGAGACCCUUCAAAGGGUGGAAAGUGAUGGUUCAAAAGGUGUUAUUUUGACUUCCUCGUUACCGACGGUGUUCUCGGGUGGAUUAGAUAUUAUGGAAAUGUAUAAACCAGAUCUAAAACGUGCCACCAAUUUUUGGCACGCGUUACAGGAUGCCUGGUUGGUAUUGUAUGGUCUUGGAAUUCCGACAGCUGCUGCUAUUAAUGGUGCAAGCCCAGCUGGCGGCUGUUUGCUGGCAAUGGCUUGUGAGUAUAGAGUCUUUGUCGAAGGCAAACACACGAUAGGACUGAAUGAAACUAAAUUGGGCAUUAUAGCUCCCAAGUGGUUUCAAGAUAGCUACAUUUCUACGAUUGGUCACCGGGAGGCUGAGUUGGCCCUAUUACGGGGCUCGCUGUUUCCCCCACAAGAAGCAUUAAAAAUUGGCCUUGUCGACGAACUAGCUAGUGAUAAACAGGAUGCUAUUAAUAAGUGUGAUAAGUACAUCAAUUACUAUGCAAAGAUCCCAGGUGAUGCGAGAAAAUUCACAAAACUUGAAAUAAGGAAAAAUGCAAUGUCCUGGCUGGAGAGUAAUAGAGAUUUGGACACAAAUAUAUUUUUGACGUAUAUACAGCAUCCAAAGGUACAGACUGGUUUAGAUCUUUAUGUGAAAUCACUAAAACAAAAGUGAUUAGAUCCAUCCAUGAGGGCUUCUAUAUUAAAUCAUAUAGCGUGGUUAAACCACAAUAAAAAUGGCACUAACUACUUUACUAUUUUCGUACAGUGAAAUGUUUAUAAAAUCUUUGUUACACAUAGUUUAUACAUACUUUGUACACCUUUGAAGUAUACGACCUUUUAAACGAGUUUUAACACACGUUUAUAUCUUUUAUAUAAAAGUGGUAUAAAAAUGCUAAAUUGA
Orussus abietinus is the source of this 1230-nucleotide messenger RNA. Its product is annotated as enoyl-CoA delta isomerase 1, mitochondrial-like. Gene Ontology annotation, molecular function: enoyl-CoA hydratase activity. Gene Ontology annotation, cellular component: mitochondrion. Gene Ontology annotation, biological process: fatty acid beta-oxidation. The record is from RefSeq and is a predicted model, not a curated record. Bases 163 to 1002 code for a protein of 279 amino acids. Lineage: Eukaryota; Metazoa; Arthropoda; Insecta; Hymenoptera; Orussidae. The transcript has 5 exons.